CUGACGGAUGAAAAAAGUCCUUGUAUACAAUCAUAAUGGAUGAUGGAAACAAAGCAUGUUGCUCAUUAGUUGCAAAAUCAUCCAGUACUACGUCAUGGGCGUUCAUCUUUAGCUGUUGGACCCUUCUUGGUCUCAACCUUGCUAAAUCUUUUAGUCUCAAGGUGAUCGAGCCCACAUAUAAACCCAGUUACAGUAAAUCCAUUCUUCUGCCUGGUGUACUCUCUCUCCUUUAUCAAAACAGUUCGGCAAUGUUUUUGAACCCCUUGUUACUUCUGUAUAUUCACAUCAUGGAUCUUGACUAGAAUUCCCAACCCUGACGCUUUAUUUACAAUAACAAAGACAAUGAAUCCAGCUCUCCUCGGUUUUUGACGAUGGUUUCCUUGGUUUCAAGGAACAGACCGUACUGGGAUUUCCUCGUGAUAUCCGCCACCA
Molecule: messenger RNA, 432 nt
Organism: Radiomyces spectabilis
Lineage: Eukaryota; Fungi; Mucoromycota; Mucoromycetes; Mucorales; Radiomycetaceae
Exons: 1
Coding region: 36-302 (88 amino acids)
Source: RefSeq, a predicted model, not a curated record